Cynara cardunculus var. scolymus (artichoke) is the source of this 531-nucleotide messenger RNA. RefSeq lists its product as uncharacterized. The transcript has 3 exons. The record is from RefSeq and is a predicted model, not a curated record. NCBI's taxonomy places the organism in Eukaryota, Viridiplantae, Streptophyta, Magnoliopsida, Asterales, Asteraceae. Bases 1 to 531 code for a protein of 176 amino acids.
AUGGAUUGGCUAUCCGAAAAUCAAGCUGAAAUUGUCUGUUCAGAGAAGGUUAUCUGGAUUCCUCAGGAUGGAAAUGACCUAAUAGAGAUUCAAGGAGACAAGUCGGAUCGAAAAAUUAAGUUAGUGUCUUGCAUAAAAAUGCAAAAGUACUUGAGGAAGGAGUAUGUCGUAUUCCUGGUGCAUGUUGUUGAUAGGAAGGGCAAGGAAGAAGAUAUCGGCGAGGUCCCUAUAGUUCGGGAGUUUUCCGACGUAUUUCCCAAGGAUUUACUAGGGUUACCCCCGCAAAGAGAAGUUGAAUUCGGUAUCGACUUGAUCCCUGGGGCUGCCCCAGUGGCAAAGGCACCAUAUCGUUUGACACCUGCGGAGAUGCAAAAAAUGCCAAAACAACUCCAGGAGUUUGAGCGGGUUUCACUUUGCUGUGAAUGGUUUAGACUUCAUAAUGAGCGGAUAAGUGACCGGAGAGUUGAGCGAUUUAAGAUUGAGAGAUAUCCUAAAGAAGGAGGAUCAAGAUAUGAGAGUUCAGAUUAUUGA